ACAGACAAAGAAGAGACAAAAUUAACCAUUGUAUGGGCUAUUGGUGUAUAUCCGAUUGAGAGUGAAGAUCGAGAGAUGGAAAUUGUUCUUUUUGUCCUGAUAAAUGAAGAGGAAAGAGAUCCUAAUACUCAAUCAGUUUUUGUGAAAAAUGAGUAUUAUAGUAUGACAGCUACUUCUUCGACGCAUUUAACGAUCAGAAGGGAUCUUGGCUCAAACAGAUGCUCAUUGAAAACUUCAUUAGUUGGUGUUGUGCAAGAUAUACCAAAAGAAGUUGAUGAUGAACACGUAGAAAUUAUAGAUAAGGAAGUAUAUGCUUACGCUGCUGAUAUCUUCCUUAUUGAUAUCAAUUUUACGGCUAAAAGAAAAAUUUCUAGUUUAAAUAAUUCUCAAACUACAACGGAGAUAUACAGAACUGUUCGAACAAAACUCUUAAAUGUGCAUCAAAAUGCUAAUGAAAAAUCGACUGAAGAAACUUCAACUAAAACAAAUAAACAUACAAUUGAUUUAACUACUGAUAAUCUUAACAUCUCAAAACACACGAGAGUGGAAGAUGCGGAAGAUGAUGAUGAUCUUUAUGAACAAAGUGCUGAAUGUAGUAAAAAAUAUACAAAUGAAAGUAAUGAAUACAAUGAUGAUAUCAAUAUUGUUGAAGAAAGCAAAUACUCUAUGCAUAAUCGAGGAAAGGUAAACAAAGAUAAAGAAAAGAUGGCACAACCUGUAGUACAUAAUACGAGAAGAGAAACUAGAAGAAGAAAAAACCGUAAAUAUCAAAAAAACUUAAGAAAACAAAAAAAAACUUCAGCUCACAUUGCUAGAGAUAAUUGGGCAAAAUGUGCUGGUUUGCCCUGGCACAUAUUAGAAAUCAAUGAAGAGUUUGAACAAAAAAUCAAAGAAUACACAAAUUGGCCACAACUAAUUAAUCCAAAACUAUCAAAUGAAACUUUAAAGGAAUUUCACAAUAAUACCAAUUUAAAUGAAUUACGAGAGUUAUCAUGUGCUAUCUGUUCAAAACUAAAUGACUGGAAAAAUUAUAAAAAAGUCUCUAUAAAAGACGUAAAUUUAAAUUUACUUAAAGCACUGAAUGAACUUAUCGCUCUAUUCUUUGAAAUUAACUUCCAUUAUAAUGAACCAUAUAUUGACAACACCAAUAUAAAAAUAUUACUUGAUCAAGCAGGAUUUAUAAAUACUUCUGAUCACCAAAAUAAAAAUAACAUACUUUCAAUACGAGUAUGCAAUGUUUGUUACAGAUAUCUAGAAAAAAAUAUAACACCUCCACUAUCUUUAUCAAAUAAUAUGUGGAUUGGAACUACACCGAUGUGUCUACAAAUAUUACCUCUACCACUGUUUAAACUUUGCGAUCACUUGAAAUUAGUUUUUAUUGAAAAAAAAACUCCUUCCAAAAAUUAUCUAAAAAAAAUCCUUCAGAUACGAAAAAGUAAAGUGACAAAUGCACUUCAAUGGCUUUUCAGCCAUAACAAGCUAUUUAAAGAAUAUAUAGAAAUUAACAGCAAAAUCCUAAAUGACUUACCCAAAGGAGAAAUUCCAGAACCUUUACUAUUGACAACUACUGUUAUUGACCUUGAAAUGCAAAACAUAGAACACUAUACUGGUUAUAUCCACGAUCCAAUAGAAUAUGAUGAAUCGAAUAGUGAAAAUGAAACUGAAAAUAUUACUUUGAAUAAUAAAGAUAAAACAGAUCAAUUUAUCAAAAAUAAUACUAUAGGCAAUUUAUAUAACUUUAGAACAUCAAGUAUACUAUAUGUAAAUGAUAUUCCAGUAAUGGAAGAAGAACUUACUUUAAGUUCUUUACAAAAACUUAUCGAAAAGUCAAAUUUACAGUACAAGAAUAAACCACUAGAUAAUGCUUCAAAUACUACAUCUAAAACAACUCAAACGAAAUUAAUUUGUGUAUCUCAUGAAAAUACACCAAUAAAUAAAUAUGAAGAUCCAAAACUUCUUCCUGCUGCCUUCCCUACUCUUUAUCCAUUUGGUGUAGGAGGUCACAUAGGUCAUUCACAAUAUAUUUUUUUUAAAGAAUAUAUAAAUCAUUUGAUGUGCUAUCAUGACCCUAAAUUUCGUCAACACAGAUCAUUCUCAUUUGUCACCUUUAAUAUCUUACAAAGGCGUGAAGUAUCAUCAGAAUCAUAUAAUUUAACAAAAAAUAAUAACUUUGAAAAAUCAGCUAACUUAAUAAACAUACUCAAACCAAAUGACAUAAAAUUGGCAGUUGAACAGAUACAAAAAAAAGAACCUAUAACUAAUCCAAAUAUACUUGAAUUACUUAAAAAUAUUAAUUCCACAGGAUCAAAAUUGAUGGCAUCAUACCAAUCAUGUUUUAGAAUGCAUAACGAAAUAUGUGCAACAAUUAUACAAGAUGGUGCACCUUCUAUAUUCAUAACAAUUAAUCCAGCUGAUCUUCAUAGUCCCAUUGUGAUGAUGUAUGCUGGAAACGAAAUAGAUCCUGAUAAGCUUUUACCAGAAAAUUUUCCAAAAGCUAAUGAAAGGGCCUGA
Molecule: messenger RNA, 2511 nt
Organism: Cetraspora pellucida
Lineage: Eukaryota; Fungi; Glomeromycota; Glomeromycetes; Diversisporales; Gigasporaceae
Source: the annotation of a GenBank genome assembly